UGAUAGAGUCCUAGACCUGUACAGUAUGUUUAUGUUUUUGGAAGAGAAUGGGAGGAUCACCCGUGAUCUGUUUUUCAGGAAACGAAAUCGCUUUAGCGUUUGGAAGUAGUUAGUGCAGCCCUUCAGAUUUGAUCUGAAUAAACACAGGUUUUUUCAAGGAGAGAUAGCAGAAAGAACAUCAUCAUGGCACUUGGUAGAGCGCCAAAGAUUAUUUCAGAAGUGAAAGAAUUUAUCCAAGAUCUGAAAAGAAAUUAUGAAGACACUCAACUGCCUGUUUCAGAUGACAGUGUUCCUCUUCACAAGCUAUGUGCAAAGUUAGAAUACAUGCUCCAGAUCGACAUGAAGCCUUCAGCAAGGUCUGGAAUGUUUGCAGGCAAGAAAGACUAUUGGGAUUAUAUUUAUCAGUGCCUUUAUAAGGUCAAAGGACUUGAUGAUGGAAUAAGAUUUGUCAGAGCUAAAAGUGAGGUCAAAACAUCUCUCGGACGUGGGAGGGCAUUUAUCCGUUACAGCCUUGCCCAUCAUAGACUUGGGGAUAGUCUUCAGCAGUGCUUCAAUAAUCAGAAAAUUACAAGCGCUUGGUACAAUCCAAAUUCAUUACUACUCAAUCCCAGCCUCUAUGGUCCGUUGGUUAAUGACCUGUAUGACCUCAAUGACCUACAGUUUGACCUGGCUCCAUCAGGUCAUGACCUUGAUGCUGCAUGGCCAACCCAUUCACGUCAUGUAAUGGGUCCAUCACCAGGGAUGUACAGUUCAUGGCAGCCACCAAGUAGGACAGAGAGUCUCAGCAGCUUAAGCUCACAGCCUAGUACACUAGAUGGCUACCCUAGUCCUACUGCAGAGUCUCGUCAAAUCAUAGGAGAGGAAAGAGCAUUACAUCAAGCACAGACAGAGUUAGAAGAAUGUGAACAGGUCAAUCGUGAAUUACGCAAACGCAUCAUACAGCUAGAGAGUGAUAAUGAUGAUAUGCAUCGUCUUGCCAUGGAAACAGAAGAACGAUUGAGUAGCACGCAGUCAGAUUUGGAGAGAAAGGUUCAACAGCUGCAAUAUGAGCUAGAGAAGUCUUCCAAAGAGUCACUAGAUAUUACUGAGAAAAUGAACAGAUCUGAAGAGAAUUGGAGAAAAAAGAUAGAAGAUGCUGAGAAGGUAAACAGUGAUUUGUGCAGCAGGCUAGAAGCUACAAACAUUCAGCAUGCCAGCCAAGCCAAGCUAUGGCAGGAAGCUGAGCGUGAUCACCAAACCAAGUUGAUUGAGGCAGAGAGAUCUUUAGCCGAGGUCAGGGUUGAACUCACUGGGUUCAAAGGUGAACUAGAUACAAUAAAAGGAAUGGAAAUGAGGAAAGAUAAAACAAUCCAUAGUCUUGAAGAGAAAGUUGAUGGCAUGGAGACUAAGAAUGCAGAACUUUUGAAGAAGAUGGAAGGGAUGGUGGACAGUAAAGAUGCAGAGGUGGCAAACCAUCUGCAGUCUGCAAACAAAGUUCAUGAACUCUUGGACAAGCUGUCGGAAGCAGAGAGCAAGAACUUAGAACUACGUGGAGAGAAAGAUGCCCUCAGUCGCCAGAUUGAACUUUUGGAAGACAAUCACAGCUCUCAAGAAAAGGAUAUUGUUGCCAAAGUGGCAGAUCUUGAGAUGAUUCUCUCAAAGAAAGAAAGCGAGAAUAAAAUAAUGAAUGAGAAUAUUGCAGCUCAAGAUGUGAAACAUGACUGUGUGGUUCAGGAACUUCAGGCAAUGGUUAGUGCUCUCAAAGAAGACAAAGAAAAAUUACAAUGUGAUUUAAAUGAGCACUUGCAGAAGUUUGAGAAUUCAAGUAAAUCAUUUGAAUCAGUGCAAAAUGAAAAUAUGCAGUCAAAGACAGCCAUAGCUAGUAUGCAGCAAAAGAUGGUUGAACUUCAAAAAGACACUGAAAGGUUAAGAAAGGAACUUCAUGCAGCUGGAGUGAAGAAUGAAGAAUUUAAGGCACGCAUAAAACAUACUGAGGGAGUCUGUCAAGAAAGGCAAAAAGAAAUUGAUGAUUUGGAUAAAGAAAUUAAAGAGCAAGUAUCCAAAAACACAGAUAUUAAUGGACUUCUUGAGAGUGAGAGAGGAAGAACUGCUAAUCUUGAAACACAAUGCAGAGACAAUCAAAACAAAGUGAUUGAGAUGGAAAAGGAGAAAAGUAAGCUAAUGCAACAAUUCAAAAUUGUAAUGAAAAUGCUUUCAUUGGGAGAAGAAGCAAGUAUUGAAAGAGAGUCUUUGCAGGGGAGCAAUGAUGAACCUGAUAGUGCUGAUGCAAGAGGAACUUUGAUUACUCAGCAUUUAUCAAGGAUGGUUUCAGAGAAGGACAAUGCCUUACAAUUAGUGAAAGAACUGCAGGUUGAAAAUCAAAGCCUAUCAAAAGAAGUUGAGAGAUUGACUGAAAAAACUGUCCAUGAUUCUGAGGAUGUUAGUCAAAAAGCAGAUCUUGUCAUUAAGACUGAGAAAGAGAUUGGUGAUCUUCAACUAAAACUAGACACCAUGGGAAAAAUGCUAGAAAGCAAGGAGAAAAGUUUGCAAACCCAAAGCAUUGAGAGGCAGAGGAUUGAAGGCCAACUUCAAGAAGCAAUGAAUGAGAAGGAGAAGUUGGAGAUGGACAUAGUAAGGUUACGUCUCGCGAUCGACAGCAAGGACAAGGAGCGAGAUGCCUUGAUCAUGGAUAAGACAACACUAGAAUUGGCUAGAGAUGGUUUGGAGAAAGAUAAAGAAAUUAGCAAACAAGAAAAAGAUGGAAUGGAUAAGAAAUUAGGAGAACAAGUAGAGGUGAUCUCAAAGUUGAUGGCAGAUAUUGAGCUUUUGAAAGCGCAGAAGCAGGAGGCGGAGGAAGGAAGGGAUAGUGUCCUAAAGCAACUAGAUAGGGAGAGACUGACCACAAGAGAACUUGAAGACACAGUAGAGGAUCUCAAGAGACUUCAAGAAGAAACAGUUUCAUUAGAACAGGUUUAUGAGGAGCGAAAGACAAAGAUGACGCAGGAACAUGCUGACAAAGUAGAGUUCUUGACUGAACAGUUCCAACUUUUAAAAGAGGAACAAGAAAAGACAAGCGGAGAACGACUUCACUAUCAGGAGCAAUCAGAAGAUUUCAGCAAGGAGUUAGAUCAGGUCAAAGAAAGAUGUGAAAUCUUAGAGACUGAAAAUAAAGCUGUUAGAGACAAAAACAAUGACCUCAACAUGGAGAUCCUGCGUAUGCAGGAGGAGGUAGAACUAUCCAAAACAGAACGUAUUGAGAUCACAGAUAAGUUAGAGCAGGUUAGCACCGAGACCUCCAAGAGCUUACAGGAAACCAAGCUAGAGAUGGAACGGCUACAGGGAAAGGUGGAGCAGGAGGAAGAAAGAUCCAGGAGAAUCAAGGAGUUGGAAGAAAUCCUGGAGAAGGAGAAGGAGAAAGGACAGUCUGCUGAAGCAAAGACUCAAGAAGCAGAGGAAGAGACACAUAGGGUACGGAGUACAUUGGAAGAGGAGAUCUCAGCUCUUAAGUUUCAGCUCAGCUCUGAAGCCAUGCAAUAUCAACAAACACUUCAGGGAUACCAUGAACAAGAAAGUGAUCUUGAGAGCUUGAAGAUUCAGAAUAAUGAACAGCAACAAACGAUCCAAGAACUCAGUAAUGAAAUAGAGACUGUCAAGAAACAAAGCAAUCAAGAUAAAAUCAACUUUCAAAAGAAGCUCUCAGAACAGGAAAAUGAAAUUGCAAGGCAAGAGCAGCAGAUCACCAUACAUGAAGCCAGUGUUGAAGAGUUAUCAAGAUGUCUUGAAGAAGAAAAAAGAAAAAGUGUUUCAUUACAGUCAGAGGUGACGGAACUACGGAAUGAAAGCGGAAACCGAGUGACCAGUCUAGAAAAAGAACUUGCUUUGGCUGAAGAUGACAAUGAACAAUUAAAGAAACAGCUUGUGAAACUCAUCAAGGAAAAGGACACUUUGUGGAAAAGGACAGAGAAAUUGGAGUACCAUAGAAAAAUGAAAGCAUCUGAAAGAUGGCUAGACGAUAAACAGGUGACUCAGUGCAUGUCCUGUAUGUGUGAGUUUAGUCUGACUGUUAGGAAACAUCACUGCCGUCUUUGUGGAAGAAUAUUUUGUGCAAAAUGUACAGACUUCUUUGUACUGACCUCCCAUAGCAAGAAGAAGAGCCGAGUGUGUGAGCAGUGUUACGUAGGUCACCAGCAUUCCCUGGAGGCUGCUAGUGUCAAUACAUCUAUCAUAUCAACCAACUCUCAUGAUGAUAGCCUAGAUGAUGGUCAUCCUUCCAAUCAGAGUACAAGAGACAUGCCGGGUGGGUCAAGCUCUGUUGCUAGUGAUGAAGGAUUGUCAGAUGUGAUGUCAGAGAGUGUGAACAGUGAGCCUGUCACCAUGGAUGAUGUUGAUGAAUCACUAAGGAUUGUGGGAAUGGAUGCAAUAGCCCAAGGUGAUCCUAAACAUAGGUUAAAUCGAGAAGACAUGGUACCUUCUCCAACCCUCACCUCUGAGAAUACUGCAUCAGAACCUGACUUUGAUAUAAUUGGUGAAGAUGAAGUAUCUGCUGCUAGACAAGAUGAAAAAGACAAUGAGGAGAAUGAGAGGGAUUCCAAACCUGAUGAAAAUACCAGAACUGAUGGUCAAUUGCUGAGUGCAGAUGAGCUAGAAGGAGAAGGGUUAACUGGAGAAGAAGUAACUGUAGCUGCUUAUCAGAAGCAUCAUCUACCUGUAGCUAUCAAUGAUGUGGGUCUCAUGCUAUGCUGGGAGUUUGUUUCAUCCCCAAAGAGUAUUGGUUUCUCAGUAGUAUUUCAAGACUCUUCAGAUACUACCUCACCUCAAGAAGAGUUGAUACCUCUUUGUAAAUGCAACUCACAUCAACAUGCUGUCCAAGGAGAACUCUUAGCUAGGAAACCUGGAAUAUAUACCCUUAUCUUUGAUAACAAAUUUUCAAGGUUUACAAGCAAAACAGUGAAGUACAGUCUCACUAUCAAUAGGCCGGAAGCAGCAUACUGAUUAUCAAUACUUGAUUUUUUGAUGAAGUAAAGUGCAAAUAUAAU
Molecule: messenger RNA, 5015 nt
Organism: Lytechinus variegatus (green sea urchin)
Lineage: Eukaryota; Metazoa; Echinodermata; Echinoidea; Temnopleuroida; Toxopneustidae
Product: FYVE and coiled-coil domain-containing protein 1-like
Exons: 21
Coding region: 184-4971 (1595 amino acids)
Biological process (GO): positive regulation of autophagosome maturation; plus-end-directed vesicle transport along microtubule
Cellular component (GO): lysosome; autophagosome; late endosome
Molecular function (GO): metal ion binding
Source: RefSeq, a predicted model, not a curated record